This is a messenger RNA of Miscanthus lutarioriparius, 1569 nucleotides long. The record is from the annotation of a GenBank genome assembly. Lineage: Eukaryota; Viridiplantae; Streptophyta; Magnoliopsida; Poales; Poaceae.
AUGAAGAAGAUUGUCCUCAAGGUCGUGAAACAGUGUGUCAGUACAGAGGGGGUGGAGGCUGAUUAUAUCCGGAAUGACAUCCUUUCAAAAUUCUUCAAGCACUUCUGGGUCAGGAGAAUGGCUCUAGAUCGCAGGAACUAUAAACAGCUUGUGGAAACUACAGUGGAGAUGGCAAACAAGGUUGGAGUUGCUGAUAUUGUUGGGAAGAUUGUUGAGGAUCUGAAAGAUGAAAGCGAGCCCUACAGAAAAAUGGUGAUGGAAACAAUUGAGAAGAUGGUGGCCAACUUGGGUUCUUCAGAUAUUGAUGCUCGUCUGGAGGAGCCGCUUAUUGACGGUAUCUUAUAUGCUUUCCAAGAGCAGACUAGUGAUGAUGCAACUGUCAUGCUUAAUGGUUUUGGAGCUGUGGUUAAUGCAAUUGGACAGAGAGUUAAGCCUUACCUUCCUCAGAUUUGUGGUACCAUCAAGUGGCGAUUGAACAACAAGAGUGCAAAAGUUAGGCAGCAAGCUGCUGAUCUGAUCUCCAGGAUAGCAGUUGUUAUGAAGCAGUGCCAGGAGGAGCAGCUUAUGGGUCACUUGGGUGUUGUGCUGUAUGAGUACUUAGGGGAGGAGUAUCGUGAGGUGUUGGGUUCAAUUCUUGGAGCCUUGAAGGCUAUCGUCAAUGUCAUUGGUAUGACUAAAAUGACUCCUCCAAUCAAAGACCUUCUUCCUCGUCUGACCCCCAUCUUGAAGAACAGGCAUGAGAAGGUCCAAGAGAACUGCAUUGAUCUUGUUGGUAGGAUUGCUGAUCGUGGAGCAGAAUUUGUGCCAGCAAGGGAAUGGAUGAGGAUUUGUUUUGAGCUGCUUGAAAUGUUGAAGGCUCAUAAGAAGGGUAUUAGGAGAGCCACUGUGAACACAUUUGGUUAUAUUGCAAAGGCUAUAGGGCCACAGGACGUGUUGUCCACCCUGUUGAAUAACUUGAAGGUGCAGGAGCGACAGAACCGUGUCUGCACAACUGUAGCAAUUGCCAUUGUUGCUGAAACUUGCUCACCUUUCACAGUUUUGCCUGCCCUUAUGAUUGAGUACCGGGUCCCAGAGCUCAAUGUCCAAAAUGGUGUUCUGAAGUCACUCUCUUUCCUCUUUGAGUAUAUUGGUGAGAUGGGCAAAGAUUACAUAUAUGCUGUCACCCCCUUACUUGAAGAUGCUUUAAUGGAUAGAGAUCUGGUUCACCGCCAGACUGCUGCCUCUGCUGUUAAGCACAUGGCUCUAGGUGUUGCUGGCUUGGGUUGUGAGGAUGCUUUUGUUCAUCUGCUUAACUAUGUUUGGCCUAACAUAUUUGAGACAUCUCCCCAUGUUAUAAAUGCUGUCAUGGAGGCAAUUGAGGGGAUGAGGGUUGCGCUAGGUCCAGCUGUGAUUUUAAAUUAUUGCCUGCAAGGUCUCUUCCAUCCAGCAAGGAAAGUACGUGAAGUGUAUUGGAAGAUAUACAACUCUUUGUACAUUGGUGCACAGGAUUCGCUUGUUGCUUCUUACCCUGCCCUGGAAGACAAUGGGGAUAACAUCUAUAGCUGUCCAGAGCUGGCAGUGUUUGUCUGA